Molecule: messenger RNA, 2085 nt
Organism: Purpureocillium takamizusanense
Lineage: Eukaryota; Fungi; Ascomycota; Sordariomycetes; Hypocreales; Ophiocordycipitaceae
Exons: 2
Coding region: 1-2085 (694 amino acids)
Source: RefSeq, a predicted model, not a curated record
AUGUUCGGGCUGCCUCCCGGGUGGGAGUCCGACUACGACGGCCAGCGCUGGUUCUACACGUACAAGGCCAGCGGCCACAUCCAGUACCACUUCCCCACCGAGGGCGACGAGUUCCCAGACUACCUCGACGCCUCCGUCCCGGCCCCGGACCUCGCUCCCGAGGAGCGUCUCGAGUCGCAGCAGCAGCUUCGCCGCCAGACAACCAUCAGCGCCGCCAGCGCGAAGCAGCUCUCGCCCCCGAGCUCUCACCGCGCGGGCAAUGGCGCCGCGAAAUCGGGCAUGUCCGCCACGGCGCGGCCCGUGAGCGCCAUCUGGGAUGGCGAUGGCGGCGGCGGCGACGAUGAUGCCGAGCAGGUCUUCCAGCCUGAAAACUUCAUGUUCCUCGGCCCCGGCACCUAUACCGAAGUGAGCCCGCUCAACGAGGAGGAGGAGGAGGCCGCGCGGAGGGUCGUCGCGGGUGGCAUCGGCGAGAGGGUUGCCGGCGACAGCGCUGUCGCAGGCGGGUCUGCUGCCGGGACCAAGGCCGCUGUGAGCCCAGUGGCCAGUACAGUGACGACGCCCAUGGUGCAGAAGAGCGAGGCAUCUGUGUCUCCUCCUGUGCCUGCCGCGGGCCAAGAGAUUGUCAUCGAGAGUCCGCCCAUCCAAGCGGAGCCAGUGCCGACGCCGCCGCAGGAAGAGCAGCCCGUGGUGCACAUGAUUGACAGCCGCGAACUCCCACAGGAGCUGCCGGCGCCGCCUCCCGUGUUCGACCCCGUGGGCGUCGUGGCCGAGAUGGCAACCGAACACACAGCCGUGGCGCACAUCGAGUUGCACCCGGACCCUGUUGAGAUGGGCGACAACGCGGUUCUCGCCCCAAUCGAGACGAACAUGAAUGCCGCUGCCCUGGGCAUGGCUGAACUGCCGGAGCGUAACAGCCCUGUUGAGCUUAAGCUGCCUCAAAAGGUCGAGAAGCCGGCUGAGGUGGCCACUGGGAGCAGCGUCACGGUGCAGGAGCCAGACGCCGUUCGACAAGUAUCGCAGCAGGGCACAGAGUCUCAAAUCAGUGGGAGGUUACGGCGAAGGACAUUGAGCCGAAUCAGAUCCAUCAGCAACCACCUCAUGUCGUCGCCCAGCAGCAAUAUCAGCCAGUUCAGCAUAUGUCAGACCAGCAGCCUCAGGUUCAAGCUUUGCAACACCAUCACGAACAACAAGAUCAGCAACAGCAGCAGUAUCAAAAUCAGCAAUAUCAGCAGCAGCAGCAGCAGCAACAUCAGCAGCAACCACAACAGCAACAACCACAACAGCAGCGACUACAACAGCAGCCAUACCAGAACGUUCAGCAGUAUCACAAUCAGCCACAACAUGUCCCUAUCGGGCAGCAAGGACUGCAGACUACUAUCACGCAACAUGGCCAUCAGGCCGCGACACCGCAGCCUGGACCCGACGUCCCCCAGCCGCAGCAGAUACCGCAUCCGCCCCAGCCUCAGCAACAAACGGAAAUACAAAGCCAGCCAGUCAAGCCGGCGCCGGAAAGUCAUAUUCAGAAACCCCAACUGCUUCAGCAGGCCCAUCAAUCUCAAGUUGCGCAGCCGCCUCUGCAGGCCCAACAACUUCAACAGCAGCCUCCUUAUCAGCAGCCCGAGCAAGUUCAACCUACCGAGCAGCACAAACAGCAGCAGUUCCAGCCGUACCAAAAAGCCCAGACGCAACAGACAGGGCCGGGACAGCAAUUCCAGCAAGGCCAUGAAAUUCAGCCAUCUUCGCAACAGUCACAGCCCCAGACACAGCCACAGUACACGCCCUUAUUCUCUCAGCAGAGUCCUCAUACUCAGCAAGCAGCAACGCAGUACCAGGCUCCGCAACAAAGUCAGCAGCAGUGGCAACGUCCAUGGUCUCAGCAGCAACCACAAAACCAGCCACAAUCGCAAGCCUCCAAACAAGACAUACCCGAGCCGUUCAAGAUCACCAGGAAGCCCACCGGUGGUCUCGAUCCUCAAGCAUAUAGGCCUUAUAGCCCCGGGCAAGCGCCAACCGAAACACCGGCGGAAGCCACCUCGGAAAAGCGGAAGAGCAGCGCUGUUACCCUGCAACGUGAAGCAUCAUUGA